Mugil cephalus (flathead mullet) is the source of this 3578-nucleotide messenger RNA. RefSeq names its product netrin g2b (gene ntng2b). NCBI's taxonomy places the organism in Eukaryota, Metazoa, Chordata, Actinopteri, Mugiliformes, Mugilidae. The coding region runs from base 889 to 2481 and encodes 530 amino acids. The transcript is spliced from 8 exons. The record is from RefSeq and is a predicted model, not a curated record.
GGGAGGAGGAGGAGGAGGAGGGAGGGUGAUAUUUUCCAUAAAGGCUUUUUCUCUCUUUCUUUCUGCCCUUGAGCAUCCCGGGUAAACCCGAGCUUGUAAAGUGGGAAGAGGAGGAGGAGAAGGGGGGACGAAGGGCGGGCACGAGCUUUUCCUCAAACUCAAUAUUUUAUACUUUUUGAUACUCCUUGACGCCGAAUCCCGGUCCUCUUUUCCGAGCCGUUUCUCCAGAUCUAGGACACCGAUCUGCCGUGCGCAGCCAUCCACGGCGCGAUAAAAAGUAUCCGGCAGACGGCAAAAACACAAACAGCGAGCCGGGCAGGCUGCUGGAACGGGAGUACAGUGGAGGACCGCAGCGGGGAGCGAGUACAGUGGACGGCCGGAGGACAACCGGAAAAGCAUCAAAAACGUCAAAUGGAUAUACCUGAAGACGCAGCCACUUCGCCUUCAUCCUCCCCAACUAGCUCCACUGAUUACCGGCAGGACGGCCCUCUCUGAGACAUGGACCCGGCGUGAACAUCUACCCACCUAACUCCCUGCACCACUAUGGUUAAAGUGUAUGCCGAGAUUAAUCUCUGUAACAUCACCCGUCUCUCCACCCACCGCCCCUCAUCCUCAGGAAAUCAGCCGUCGAAACAGCAAAGUGUCCCUCUCUCGGCUCUCUGGGGGCCGUCAAUAUUUGUCAAGAGACACUGACUGACUGACUGAAAAGCGCUCUCCUUUCAUUUGAGGAUUUAAAAGCCCGGGGGCGAGUUGCGUCAGGACUGUAUGAUGGCACCCAUAUCUACUAUCUACUUAUGAUCACCGCUCCAUGCGCUUCACCUCUCCUCUGAGCUCCGUGUCCCCCUCACCCUGUGCCGGACCCCGCUCCAGACACCCUCCCAGCCUGCCAUGCUCCUCCAGGCCGCGCUGCUGCUGCUGCUGCACUGCUUGGCCUCCACGCUGGGCCAGUACGAACUGUGCAAGUCCCUGGUGAGCACGGACGAGGGAUCGGUGUGGGAGCAUUACGCGUGCCAGCCGAAGCCCGCGUCCAUGAAAGACCACAUGCGGAUCAAGGUGGAUCCGCCCGGAAUCACAUGUGGAAACCCACCGGAGAGGUUCUGCACUCUGGAAAACCCAUACUUGUGUAGUGACGAGUGCGAUGCCUCCAACCCAGACCUGGCCCACCCACCUCAGCUGAUGCAGGACCGCGAACGCAACGGCCUAAUCACCUACUGGCAGACAGUCACCUGGAGACGCCAUCCAGAGCCCCUUCUGGCCAACAUCAGUUUGUCCUGGAACAAGAGUCUGGAGCUCACAGACGACAUCCAGAUCACCUUCGAAUAUGGCCGCCCCACCGUCAUGGUACUAGACAAGUCCAUGGACAACGGGCGCUCCUGGCAGCCCUACCAGUUCUACGCCGACGACUGCCUGGACGCCUUCAACAUGCAGCCCAAGCGGGUGAACGACCUGUCGCCCGCCAACAUCACCAGGGUCAUCUGCACCGAGCAAUACUCGCGCUGGGUCGGCUCCAAAAACGACAAGAAUGUGAAGUUCGAGGUGCGGGAGCGCUUCGCCGUGUUCGCCGGACCCCGGCUACAGAACAUGGACGGCCUGUACACCCGCAUGGAAAGUAUGAAGGGACUGAGGGACUUCUUCACCUUCACCAACCUUAGAUUGAGGCUGCUCAGGCCAGCCCUCGGAGGCACGUACGUCCAGAGGGACAACCUACUCAAGUACUUCUAUGCCAUCUCAAACAUCGAUGUACCUGCCAGGUGUAAGUGUAACCUCCAUGCCUCCCAGUGCCUGCUGACUGACGGGAACCUCCAGUGCCAGUGUGAACACAACACCACUGGCCAGGACUGCCAGCGCUGCAAGAAGGGCUUCAAAGCCAAGUCCUGGAAAGCAGGGUCCUACCUGCCAGCACCGAACGGAACCCCCAACACCUGUACGAUUGCUGGUUCGCCCUCCGGCUCCAACUGUGAGUGCUACGGCCACUCCAACCGCUGCAGCUACAUCGAGUACCUGAACAUCAUCACAUGCGUCAGCUGUAAGCACAACACCAGGGGCCAGAACUGCCAACUCUGCAGACUGGGAUACUUCCGCAACGCCUCUGCCGAACUGGAUGAUGAGAGCGUCUGCAUCGAGUGUAACUGCAACCAGAUGGGCUCUGUUCAUGACCGGUGUAACGACACAGGCUACUGUCAGUGCAAAGAUGGCGCCACGGGGGCCAAAUGUGACGACUGUCUGCCAGGAUUCUACUUUAAACAAGGCUGUUACCCUAACGUUUGCGACGAGGAGAUGCUCCUGUGCCAGAACGGAGGAACGUGCUACCAGAACCAGAAGUGCAUCUGUCCUCCGGAGUUUAAGGGCGUACUGUGCCAACAAUCUCGCUGCGAGGCGGGCAAGGACUGCAACGGCGCCUCCACGCCGCACCUUUCCACGGCCACCCUGCUGCUCUGCUCUCUGCUAACCUACCUGCUGGCCACGUUAAUUCCACACUGAGCCACAAAAAUACCCCCUCGGACCAAGGAGUGUGUGUACAUGUGUGUGUGUCAUGGGAGGCGAAGGGUGAACCGGAGCGGGGGAGGGCCGUCCCAGUCAUGGACCCGACAAAAACGCACACUGCAGCACACUCCUAUACGCGCGCGCACACACGCUCACAGAACACUACCUAAACCCCCAUCCUCCUCUCAAACACACAUACACAAACUUCACGGGACUGUUAUAAUCCUGAGCGUGUACUCAGGUGCGAGAAGGACAAACAGAUUAACAAAGAGGGGAGCGACCUCAGAGAGAAGAGUGGAGUCUAAAUGGGAGGGGGGGGAAGAAUCAUACCAACCACUGUUCCCUUUAUUCCUGAGCUGGAGCAAUGUGCAUCAAACCAAAAAGCAUAAACACUUAAAUCACCACUGUUUCACUUCAAAGGGAAUGGCUGUUGUACACACGAUGGACAUUUUAUUUCUGUUUAUUUUUUCGUUUCUCGGUUGAGUCGAGCGUCUCACCUCCGUCAGACUGGCGACGCGCGCGUGGUCGGACGCGCGGACGCGAGGCGAGGCGAGGGGUUCGGUGGAUCCUGCUGCUGAGGCCUACGUAUUAUAUUAACCAGGUUUAAUUUUUCUCCUCAAAAGACGAGACUUUAUUUUACAUUUAUUCUAUUUCUGCUGCAUUUUUUUUUUAAACGAAUUAUAUCUUCAGUCAUUGUAUCUAAUGUGCCCACUAGCAGUCGCUGAGAUUAUACAUAUUAUAUAAUAUCCAGGGGGUUAUGAACUACUUAAAAAAAAAAAAAAAAAAAAAUUAAAAAAAAAAAUUAGUCACUAUUAUGGUUGUUAUAGGAAUGAGUGAUUGUUGCCACACUUAGCGAGAUUUAAUCUUCACACAGUAUUCAGGAAGCAGAAUUUAACUAAUCAGAAGUUUAAAAAGAGAGAGAAAAGAUAUGAACCACGUAUCAAUAUUAUAUGACAUUAUUUGAAUAUUUUUUGUAGAAAUUAUUUUUGUUUGGAGUUACAAUAAAUGAUAAAAAAUGACAUUUACAACUAUUCCAAAUGAGCAUUUUAUUACACUGAGUGUAAACCUUGCAGUAAAUAUGACUGUUAUUUGCC